CGCAACGCAGCGUUGGCGUCGUGCAACACCUUUCAUUGUAUUGACUAUUGACUGAUUCUGAACACAGAGAAUAAUGUAUAAAGUUAAUUUAUCUUAUUGUUGUCUUAGUUCUUGUUGAAAUAUAUAGUAAUAUGUCUUAGUUUAAGUGGAAUAAUGCCUCCGUUUACGUGAAUGUGAAAGAAGACAGCCUGUCUAGUGCUACGCGGCCAUUUUACUUGCAAUGCGGCAACGGUGUACGGUCCGCCAUUGGAAACGACCAGUGUCUUUUUCUGAGUGUAAGUUUUAUAUUUUGUCGAAUAACACGGCAUAAAACCGACGGAUAACCAUGUGUGAUAAAAGUGUAGUGCGGACUUUAGUGUAGUGAAGCACGGUGGUCGGGUGAUUCGAAUAAUGUGCGAACGAUGGAAAACGAAGUGAAGCAGCGCAAUCAGAGAAAUAGGCGAAGGGAGCGGGCACAGCGCAUGCAAGCACAGCGAGAGAGUAAAGUUAAGGAUGGGGACAGUGGCGAGGACGAGUCUCCGGCGAGAGAGAAGCCGCCUCGUCCUCCGGCCAGGAGGAAGAAGUCGCGGGAGCCCCUCGGAGAGGAGGACAUCAUCGAUGGUUUCGCCAUAAUGGCAUUUCGCACCUACGAAGAUCUAGAGGCUGCUGUAAAAUGUGCUUCUUCGCCACGCACCAAUGCGCUGUCAACAAAGCCACGGCUGCCAUUGGCGGCGCUCGCAACCGACACUCCGCGCAACCACCCGCCCAACAAUGUCAACUCUCAUGGCAUUACGCUGCUUCAAGACGCUGGUACGUCGGAUGAUAGUGGCCGGGCAUCAGAACGGCUCACGGGUAGUUCAGUCGCACCACGCGAUCCUGACUCCUCGCGCGACCGUCUUAGUGACGCCAGUAGCCGCUGUAGUUCCGGAAAAGGCUAUAUCUGUGAUAGUGAAGGCGACGAUGAUAAGGCAAGUCCAGAAAAUAGUAGAAAUGCUUCACCAAGAUAUCACGAUGCAUCAAUGGAAGAUGCAUCGGAAGCAGGUUCUCUGUUCCGGGUAACAGGCGCGGGCGGUGGUGGCAAGAAUGAGUUGGUGGCGCGGGGCGGAAGUGGCGGCGCGCUUGCUCUCUCGCGGGCGCCUGUCGGUGGCAGCGCCAGUCCCGCCCCCGCGCCCUUACCUCAACCUGCGCCGUCGCCCGCGCCAGCCGCUCUACCACCACCCGCGCUACCACCGCCACCCUUCCGUGCCGACACGCCGCACCGACCCAACGGCGCUCACAUCCCCACUCUCGACGGACACGCCGCCACACAGAUACCGGCGCGGCCUAUCGGAGCCGCCGGGCCUGAUACUCCCGAGCGGCCCGCCAGCAAUAAUAAAUUGCAACCAGGAGCUCGAGCCGCCGCCGACAGCCCAACACCAGCGCCGCCAGCACCACCCGCCCCCUCUCCGCUCUUCCCCUCACACACUGCCUACCAGUCGCAUGCCGCAGCCGCGUUACCCGAUUACCGCCAUACGAACCAUGAAACGCGGACUGAACAACCGGAGCAUCCUCCAGCACCGUUGGACCUACACGCGCAUCACGCGCCUCGUCCACCACCUGUCGUUCCGACCACUACGCAAGCCUCUCUACCUAGUCUACCGAUACGUGUGCCGCAUACGCAACCACAUCCAGUGAUGCCAGGACACGACGUCCGAAACAUCCCGGUGUCCGCAUCUACUCAUCCGUCUGUUCCUACCUCGUUUCCAAACCGUGUCAAUGGAAUACCACCAAGCAUUACAUCCCACUCGACACCCCCGUCUAAUCCGAGCUGUCUUCCGAAUCAAACUAUAACCGGUCGGCCCGUCUCUCCGGCCGCUCCAAUUUCCCGCCCGUAUCCUGUCACGACGAUCGGGUCUAGUCAUGUAAACUCGAGUGUAUGUUCCAGUAUUCACAAUCAUUCGAUACCAUAUCAAAGCCAGUCGAGUUUACCCAAACAUUCCGUUCAACCAGCAUACACGAACCGACCUCCUCAUCUCGCACCGUUUAGCGUAGCUAAUCACAUUGCUCCCAGUCAUAUACAACCUUCCUCAUCAAAUCAGUCCACUACCACACAUAUGAGCCAUCCUGUUAACAGUCAUUCCAUUAUGAACCACUCAAAUCAUCCUAUGCCAAUGAGCAAUUCUGCACCACUAAUGACAUCAACACCAAACCACAUCGGUCCGCCUUUAUCAUUAUCUUCUACGACCAGUACGAUAUCAAGUUACACAUCAAGUAUGAAACACCCCGGUCUUAGUUUGCCACCACAUCCGAUAUCUCUCGCACCGCCCUCCUCGAUACAUCCACAAAUCAAUCACAUUGAUUCUUCUCCUAUAACAAGUGUCGCGCCUUCUAUUAUUCCUCCCGUCACAAGUAGCAGCAGCCACCCGUUAGCAAUACCCGUAGUGGACUCUAGGCAACCUCCAGUUACGUCGAGCGACCUACCGGCGCGGACGGAAAGCCCUGCCAUUAGUUCUACUACUACUUCCAAUGGAUUUCCGCCACCCGCAGGCUAUUCCAGCGCUGCCUAUCCACUCUAUGCACCGUAUGCUACUACACUUCAACAUAGUCCCUACCUUCCUCCUGCUGCAGCGUCACCUAGAAAUUCUACUGACACGAGAACAAGUCUUUCGGCAUCUCCGUUAGUGGCUCCAAAAACGCCUAAAGGCGUACGACCACACACGCCCGGCUCCACUGGAGCAGCGGGAGCGGCACCACUGUCGCACGCGCCUAUAUCGUAUUCACCACGCGGACAUAGUCCAAACAGAGAACGGGAGAGUUUCAGCAGCAACAUCAGCAGCCUGUCGCGCAGCACACCUGCCUCGGUCUCUGCGCCCGCGCUCGUACCGCCGCUCGCCGCACCGCUGCAGACUCCUCUCGCGGCGCCCCUGGGCGGCCCGCUGGGGGCUCCGCUGGUGGGCGUGGCGGGCAUGGGGGCGGCGCUGGCGGCGCCCACGCCCACGCCCGCGGCGCCCACGCCCACGCACCUCACGCACUCGCUGGCGCCGGUGCCCACCGUGCCCAGCAUCAGCUCCAGUGCCAAACCGCCCGCGCAUUGGGGGGUAACCAGGCCGACUGCCUCGGACCGUGGCGGCUUCGCGCCGGCACCACCACUCUUCGGAGCGCCGCUCCCACCGCCGAACCCGAACCCGUUCUCAGCUGAAUCUCUCUUCCAGACCAGUCCCGGCGCAGACUUGUUGCGGCGCGAGUUGGACAACCGAUUCCUGGCGGCGGCAGGCGCGGUGAGCAGCAUGGGUGGCGUUCGCACCGAGAUGCAUCACCACCAGCACCAGCACACGCACGUGCACCAGCACCAGCCGCACGCGCCCCACGCGCCCCAUGCGCCUCACGCGCCCCACGCGCCCCAUCCCCACCAGCUCCUCGUGCCGCACGCGCCCCUAUACAAAGAUGUCAAUAAAAUGAAUUCACUAUACCGAAGUGGGUUGGGUCUCGGCUACGGGUAUGGCUCGAGCUUGCUACACCCCACUGCGCCGUACGUGCCGCCCGCACCGCUCACCACUUACGCACCCAAGCCCGUAGUGUCAGCUGCAAGCGACCCCGCCACUAAACCACCACCACGACCCACUGCUGCGAAAACCGGAAAAUGGAACGCGAUGCACGUGAGAAUCGCAUGGGAGAUCUACAACCAUCAGCAGAAGGAAAAGUCAGGCGGCGGUAGCGUGGUCCCCGGCGGAGACAAAGACAAGCUGCGACCGUUCCCCACGGGCGCGCCGCCGCCGCCGCCGCCCGCCGCCUACCGGUCCCCGUACGAGCUGGCGCCCGCGCCCUACCUGCCACACCACCCGCCGCUAGGUACCGUCCGCCUGGAACCCUCCCGACACCACGCCCUCGCGCCGCAGCUGCCGCCCCUGUCGCCCCUAUCGCCCCUCGCGCCGCCUACUCACGGAGGUUUGCGCGUUUCAGGGGUAUCGCCGUUCGCGCGGUACGGCGCCGGCGCAUUCCCCGGCGCCCCCGCCGCGUUCGGCCUGUCCCCGUACGGGCGCGAACUCGCGCUCUCCUCCUCGCUGCACGGUGUCCACCACGCGCCGCCGCUGGGCGCCCUGCACGAUGCGUGGCGCGGCGUGCGGCCGCCGCCCGCCGUCGCCGCCUCCGCCUCCGCCUCCGUCGCCGCCGAGGUGCGCCGCGAACACGAGGAGCGCGAGCGCGCGCGCCGUGACCGCGAGGAACGCGAGCGCAGGGACCGCGAGGAACGCGAGCGCCGUAAGGCCCGGGAGCAGCGCGAGCGGGAAAUGGAGCGGACCAGGACGCGCUCGCCGCUCAGGAACGGCGCACCGGAGGGGCUCAAAGACGAGCGCAAGGAACCACCGCGACCGCCGCCCCCUUCGCUGGCCGCGUACCCUCCUCCGCCGCCCUGGGACCCGUAUCGCGCGUUCGACACGCUGCAACACAUGCGGUUCGCUCCGCUGCUCGAGGCGACCAUCCGUGCCGAGGAAGACCGCGCCAAGAUGCUGAGCGCAUACGCCCACCACCAGCAGCUGAAGUCUUCGCCGCUGCUACACCGCGGGCUGCCGCCGCACGCGCCCCUGCCGCCUCUGGGCGCGCACGCCCCCCUGGCCCCGCUGGCGCCGCCGCUGGCCCCGCUGGCCCCGCUCGCGCCCCUGGCGCCACUCGACCUGCUCAAAAAGGAGGAGCCGCGAUGAUAACGAAACGGCGCGACCGCCGACUCCGACUGUAUAUAGCGUAGUGUAAACGACGUCGCAAGUGAGAGUACGACUAAUUUAAUGUAUAUCGUUUCGCAUUAUCGGUUUAGAAAAUUAUUUAUUGUAACGUCGCUUGCCGAACGACGGUCGCUAGUCUCGCCGGGCGGCCUCCCGUCGGACGAGCGAGGCGGCGCGAGGAGGCUCGCUCUCCCGACAUGUGCAAUAUAGGACGAGGACUUUGGGCGCUCGCCGCCGCCGGCCUGUACACAGUUGCUUGUUUAUUUACAUGAAAAAUAUCUAUCGAGUUGUUAUUGUGACCAUUAUUAGUUAAUUAUACAUCAAAUCGCUGAUUAUGUGAAGGAUAGGAUUAUCAAAAUCACUAUCGAUAUAAUUAUACAUAUUUAUAUAUACUUUAUAAAUAAAAUGUAAAUAUUAGUAUGUAACUUAGUGUUAAAGUAUAGAAUUGGUUUAUUUAACGUCAUACAAAGGAAAAUCCCAUAAAUUAUUGUAUCGGGAGUAUAAAUUACACUUCCGUUAAAAAUCUCAGAAUGGUUUUUCUAUUGUACCAGUGGAAUUUUAUUUAUUAAUUUGGUCCUCCUAGUAGUGACAAGUAAAAAAACGUUUUUAUAGCAGUUUUGACAUUUAUAAUUGAAAAUGCAUUUAAAAGUAUGUGAUAUUAUUGUAUUGUUAAAUACAUUUUGUCUGACAACAAAGUAGUGUCUCUGAUAAAUUUAAUAGAUCUUAUCUACUAUUCAUUACAGUAAAUAUUUAAAUUUGUAUAAAUUAUUUUUCAAAUGUAUUAAUUUUAAAGAAUUGCAAUAAUUUCUGACUAUGUUAUAACUAGAAAAAAUUGUAAAAAUAAUAUUUUGGACUCCAUGUGUUAUUGAAUUUGAAUUGACCAGUAAUUGAGUCAGACAAAAUUCAAUAUUAAAUCUGUUGUAAUAGAUUACGUCAGGUGUUUUAUGUUUUAAUAAUCUCACGACAGACUCCGAUGUGUAUUAUAGUUUACAAAAUCAUUCUGUAUACUAAAAAGUAAAUGAAAGCUUGGUGCGAUUCAGAAAAUACCAUUAAAACUUUUGAUUUUUAUACCAAGAAGAUGUUUCAUAUCCUUUCCUCAAUCCAUCUAUUAUUUUUCGCCCUUCUUAAUUUGGCAAAUUUAUUCGACAUUUAUUUUCCAUAAUAUAAUUAAAAAAGAUUAAGAAUUCAUAAUUAGGGAAAUAAUUUAUGCUGGUGAUAAUAUAAAUAAAUAGAGUAAAAGGCAAUUUUUUAAAAUAUAUA
This is a messenger RNA of Achroia grisella, 5933 nucleotides long. It is a transcript of the gene tay, whose product is annotated as fibrosin-1-like protein. The transcript is spliced from 15 exons. The coding region runs from base 402 to 4655 and encodes 1417 amino acids. The record is from RefSeq and is a predicted model, not a curated record. Lineage: Eukaryota; Metazoa; Arthropoda; Insecta; Lepidoptera; Pyralidae.